UCUAUUUAUGUUUUUAAUACUGCAACAAAGGAAUUUGAUGACUACAUUUCCCAUUAUUCCUUUCAAUCCCGACAUGCAAGAUGUACAGUGGCGUCACAGGCGUUUGGUAACGUAGUCCCCGCACGUAUUUUUCAUUCAGGCAGCAUUUGAAUAAGGAAGAUGGCGGCUGCAGCGGUGGUUGAGUUUCAGAGAGCUCAGUCUCUCAUUAGCACGGAUCGCAACGCCUCUAUCGACAUCCUACAUUCAAUAGUGAGAAGAGAUGUUCAAGAGAACGAUGAGGAAGCGGUUAGAGUUAAAGAACAAAGCAUCUUGGAGCUGGGCACACUGCUGGCAAAAACGGGACAAGCUGCAGAACUUGGUGGACUCCUGAAAUUUGUGAGGCCUUUCCUGAUGUCCAUCAGUAAGGCCAAGGCGGCUCGGCUCGUCCGCUCUCUGUUAGAUCUAUUCCUUGACAUGGAAGCAGCAACGGGGCAGGAGGUGGAGCUGUGUCUUGAAUGCAUUGAAUGGGCCAAGGCUGAGAAGAGGACCUUCCUACGACAAGCUCUGGAGGCACGACUGAUCUCGCUCUAUUUUGACACCAAAAGAUACCAGGAGGCCUUGGCUCUCGGCUCCCAGCUGCUCCAGGAGCUGAAAAAGAUGGAUGACAAAGCUCUUCUGGUUGAGGUGCAGCUGCUUGAAAGUAAGACAUACCACGCCCUCAGUAACCUGCCCAAGGCCCGCGCAGCCCUCACUUCAGCCAGAACCACCGCCAACGCCAUUUACUGUCCUCCAAAGCUCCAGGCAGCUCUGGACAUGCAGUCAGGGAUCAUCCAUGCAGCAGAGGAGAAAGACUGGAAGACAGCCUACUCCUACUUCUUUGAGGCCUUCGAGGGUUACGACUCAAUCGACAGCCCCAGAGCCAUCACAGCACUCAAAUACAUGCUCCUGUGCAAAAUUGUACUCAACUCGCCAGAGGAGGUACAAGCCCUGAUCAGCGGUAAACUGGCCCUCAGAUACGCAGGCAGACAGACAGAAGCAUUGAAAUGUGUAGCCCAGGCCAGCAAGAACAGAUCAUUAGCAGAUUUUGAAAAGGCCCUCACAGAGUACAGAGCAGAGCUGCGGGACGACCCAAUCAUCAACACUCACCUGGCCAAGCUGUACGACAACCUGCUGGAACAAAACCUCAUCCGAGUCAUUGAACCAUUUUCCAGAGUGCAGAUAGAACACAUAUCAGGUCUAAUCAAACUAUCUAAGGGCGAUGUUGAGAGGAAAUUAUCACAAAUGAUUCUGGACAAAAAGUUUCACGGAAUCCUCGACCAAGGUGAAGGUGUUUUGAUCAUAUUUGAAGAACCCCCAGUGGACAAAACAUACGAAGCAGCUUUGGAAACAAUUCAGAACAUGAGCAAAGUCGUGGAUUCGCUUUACAACAAAGCCAAGAAGCUGACAUAGAUCACUGCAGCAGUGAGAUGGAGAAACUGUGUGUUUGACCAGCGUGUGCAACAUUUUCAGAGGGGACAAGGGAGAGCAACAGGAAGUCCCACAAACUGCAACAAAACAGGAUCCCCCACCAUCAAACCCUCCCCCCUCUCUACCCCUCCUCCACGGACAAUUUCAUCACUUUUUUUUUUUUCCCUUUUCUUUUUAUUCUUUUUAAUUUUGAUAUCUCUUCAGGAUUCUGUAUAACACUCAGCGGCCAUAUCAGGCCAUCAGGGAAUAUUGUACAACCACAAUAAAAAAAGAUGGAAAGGUUUAAGAAUAUAUAUAUGUUUAUAUCUGCUGUAAGGUUCGGCCUGCCAAGCCUUAAAGCUGACUCCACUGCAACCUCAAAGGUGCAACUUUGACCUCUGUGGCCUCGGGCUCUGCGAGGCUUUCUCUUCCUCCUCCAUAUCUUUCAGAAGCACACUGUUCAGUUUUUGGAAGGUUGGGAUGCUCCUUGGAGUGCUGAUUUUUAGCCCAAGAGCUCCCUCUAGCUCUUUUUUUUUUUUUUUUUUUUUUCCCUCCUCCUCCUCGCCAUAUCAAUGCCAACAGUUAGUCCCCUCUGUAUUUCAGAUAUGUAUUAAACACUUUCUUUGUUUUUGGUUUUUGUGUUUCUUUUUUUUUUUUUUUUUUUUUUUUUUUUUUUAAAAAGGAAAUCAGAUGGUUGCCACGUCUGCCCCUCCUGCUAUUAUAAGUUUCUAGAACAGACAGGAUGCCAUUUCACCACUAGUGCCAUGUUUUCGGCGCUUCUGUUUGCCUCAGUGUUUGGAUGCAAUGAGAUCGCAGGGUAGAGGUGGAGAUCAUCGCCUCUGAGCGUCUGUGAGUUAACCCGGGUGAACAGUUCUCCAUUGUUAGUUCCUAGCACUAGUGUGGUAUGCUAGCAACCAAACAAUUUGUAUGGUUUUGAUUUGGUUUUUGAUUUUUUUUUUCUUUUCUCGUUUUGUUUUUCUCUUAUAAAGACAUUUUCGAAAAUAAAUAUUUUGUAUUUUAA
Molecule: messenger RNA, 2446 nt
Organism: Haplochromis burtoni (Burton's mouthbrooder)
Lineage: Eukaryota; Metazoa; Chordata; Actinopteri; Cichliformes; Cichlidae
Gene: psmd11b
Product: proteasome 26S subunit, non-ATPase 11b
Exons: 13
Coding region: 160-1428 (422 amino acids)
Biological process (GO): ubiquitin-dependent protein catabolic process
Cellular component (GO): proteasome regulatory particle, lid subcomplex
Molecular function (GO): protein binding; structural molecule activity
Source: RefSeq, a predicted model, not a curated record